Cynara cardunculus var. scolymus (artichoke) is the source of this 1168-nucleotide messenger RNA. RefSeq names its product protein LIKE COV 2. The transcript has 7 exons. Lineage: Eukaryota; Viridiplantae; Streptophyta; Magnoliopsida; Asterales; Asteraceae. The coding region runs from base 150 to 926 and encodes 258 amino acids. Gene Ontology annotation, cellular component: Golgi apparatus. The record is from RefSeq and is a predicted model, not a curated record.
AGCCAUAGAGAUUCAUUUCUCUUGGGUCUCUUCUGGUCACACUUCCAAGUUCCAACUGCUUCUUCAGGGUAUCCCGGAAGAUAAAACCCUCCGAUUAUCUCUCCGAUCAAAAUAUUAAUUCUUUCUGUGUUCGAAUCUGAAUCUUCGAAAUGGCUGAAGGAUCAAAGGAACCGACAACAAGUUCUGUUAGUCAACAUGAUAUUAUUGUUGAGGAUACCGAAGACAGCGUCAAAUCUCCCCCAAAUUCUCCCAAUUCUUCCACUCGGAAGGCUUGUUAUGCUGUUCUGCAAAGUUGGGUUUCAAAGAAAUUCAUGACUGGAUGUGUUGUUCUCUUUCCUGUGGCCGUUACAUUCUUUAUCACAUGGUGGAUUGUACAGUUUUUUGAUGGUUUCUUCAGUCCUAUCUAUGAAAGACUUGGUGUCGAAAUAUUUGGUCUUGGAUUCCUUACGUCAUUAAUCUUCAUAUUCUUUGUUGGCAUUUUUGCUUCAUCAUGGAUGGGUGCUACUGUCUUCUGGGUAGGGGAGUGGUUUAUAAAGCGAAUGCCCUUUGUAAAACACAUAUACUCUGCAUCGAAACAGAUUAGCGCUGCUAUUUCUCCAGAUCAGAACACCACUGCGUUUAAGGAGGUUGCCAUCAUCCGCCAUCCUCGUCUGGGGGAAUAUGCUUUUGGUUUCAUUACGUCAUCAGUUGUUCUUCAGAGAGAAAAUGGAGAUGAAGAGUUAUGUAGUGUUUAUGUCCCUACAAACCAUCUCUACAUCGGUGAUGUAUUUCUGGUCAACUCUGAAGAGAUCAUAAGGCCAAAUUUGUCUAUACGAGAAGGCAUUGAGAUUAUUGUUUCGGUGGGUAUGUCGAUGCCGCAAUCAAUAUCUCCUAUAGAGAGGGUUUCACGUGCAAACGAAAGGGUUCCGCUCAACAGAAUAAUGUAGAAGCUGAAGCCGGUGGCGUCUUCUAUGAAUCCAUAUUUUCUGCAGGUUCUUUUGUAAUGAAAGGUUUGUAUUCUUGUAUUCGUUUUGGAAAUUCAUACGUGUGUGUUUAGUUGGAGCAGUGUAUUUAGUAGCGGCCACAAUACUUUGUUUUUCCUUCUGUAAAAAGUUGAAAAAUCCAAAAUUUAUGUUGUCUGCUUGUAUUACAUUACAUCUCUACAACCCCAAGAUAUGCCUUUGGUUUA